Molecule: messenger RNA, 3288 nt
Organism: Musca vetustissima
Lineage: Eukaryota; Metazoa; Arthropoda; Insecta; Diptera; Muscidae
Exons: 3
Coding region: 1-3288 (1095 amino acids)
Biological process (GO): proteolysis
Molecular function (GO): aspartic-type endopeptidase activity
Source: RefSeq, a predicted model, not a curated record
AUGCCUCUUACUAGAGCUGCGAGUGCAGGUUUGGCAGGUAGACCGAUAUUAGGGCAAAAUGGGGUGGUAACCACUUCCGAAUCUACAGCCGUAAGCAGUGUUGUUACCGCGGUUCACAGCGCACCUUCUAACGCACAACAGGUUACAACUGCCGCGCAUAGUGGUCCCAUUGCUUCUCAUAUCGCACAUUUAGCACAUGGGGACGUCCCAGCUCAAGGUGUUUCAUCAUCAAUGUCCAAUUCAUCGGCACCGCCACCAGUUCCAUUAAGCAUGCAAGAGGCCGCUAACUCGUUUAACACGUCUUUUUGGUCACAUGGAAGCGUUGCCUCGCCAAACUAUAGUGUUUUGACCGGGUUGCAGAAUAGACCAGUUGUCCCGCCAGCAGAUCCAGCAGUCAGCGCAGGAGUCAGGGAAAUUAUUAAUUCUGCCAUCGCCCUGUCCCAAUUGCAGUACCGUCAACAGGAAGAAGAAAGAUUGAGAGCUCUGAUACCUCGAAUUGCUGAAGCGGCCAAGCGUUCGUUGUUGGGAGACAAUGACGGCACUAAUCAAGUAUUUUCACAAGCCGGCUUGGCGAUGCCAGCAGCGGCACCACAUGCACCAGCGCGCACAUCCCGGGAGUCAGUCAUUCUGUCUUCACAUGCAUUGGCGUCAGGCUUAACGUCUCAGCAGCCUAAUUUAGCAAGGGGUUACACACUACCAUAUCCGGAGCGAGUAAAUCCACCACCGAUUCACGAUCCUAGACCGUUGUCACUUGGUCCUUUUAACCAACCGCCACCAGGGUUCACAUCAAGUGGUGCACCAGCACAACCACCAACCAGCUUAUCGGUACCACCACCAGUCGCCGGAGUCCAAACUCACACAAUACUGCCGGCCGAGAGGUUGCCUAAUAUCUACAGCAGAGGCAUGCGGACAGAGCCACACGAGACACAUACCAGUCCACAUCCCAGCAGUAUCAUCUCAGAAAUCUCGGGGCGUUUUAAUUUGGCGAAAUGGGGAGUAUCUUUUGAUGGUACCGACAAAACCAUGAGCGUCCAAGAAUUCAUCUUCAGAGUGGGUGAACUUAAAAAAGAUUAUAAUUGCCCUGAUGAAGUAUUGAUCACCAAAUUUCACCAACUUUUGGAAAAACCAGCUCUCGAUUGGUAUUGGAACCACCGGAAAUUGGUCCAGUUUCGCACAUGGAAGGAGUUGGAAAGUGCUUUGUUGGCGCAAUACCAAAGAUUUGAAAAUGAAUUCCAGCUUCAAAUGCAGAUUUUAAAUCGGCGUCAACUACCACAUGAGAAUUUUGAAGAUUUUUAUAAUGAUGUACUGCGGCUACGGACACAGCAAAAGUCGCCAUACAGGGAGCACGAGAUAGUGGAAAUAAUGAGAGGCAACCUUAAGCCGUCUUUAGCCCAAAUGAUCUUCUCGGCUCAGAUAAAUAGCUUGGGUGAUUUUUAUAGGCAGGUGAAGAAAGCCGAAAAUCUGGUAUGGACCCAAAGACAGCAACGCUACAACACACCACAGAAAGUGCAUGAGCUUGAAUGGCAGAUGGAAGAGGAACCUCGAGGCGAUAUUGAAGUUGAUGCCGUGACCAUGACAUCCAAGUGUUACCGUCCCCGAUUGUCCGAAGUGUCAGGGAAACCGGCACAGGAACCCACCUCAGUCUGGGCAGGUGAGGUCAACCCCAGUUUAAGCCCAGAGCAGAGUAGUAGUAGUUCCAGUAUUAAAGUUUCUAUUUUGAAGAAUGUAGAGCAAGAAAGUAGAAAGUCAGAAGUAAAACCGAGAUUGAGAGAGUUGAAACCACUUCAUAUCAGAGUAAGAGAAUAUUGCGAGGCGAGAGAAAGAAUUUUUGGUCAAGUUUCCAAUAAAAUUAAGAAGGCUAGAGAGCGAUAUAAGAGGAGAAGACGCAUUCGUCAGGAAAUAGCCUCGGCUACCCUAUUUGAAGGCGAAGAUAAUCGUUUAUAUACCAAACUGCAUAUCAAUGGUGAAGAAAUAGAGGGAUUGCUAGAUAGCGGAGCCUCCGUUUCCUGUCUGGGGAAAAAUUGCCUUAGCUUUGUGGAGAGAGCGGGAUUGGAAAUUAAGCAUUUCCAUUCUUUUAUUAAAACAGCAGAUGGAAGCCCACAUAAAAUAGUUGGCAGGGUGACGACUAAUGUAAAAUUUAGAAAGCAGGAGCAUCCUAUCAUAUUCUAUCUUGUUCCUUCUCUGAGCCGUGAGUUGUUUCUGGGGGUAGACUUCAUGAAACGUUUCCAAAUGUUUGCUCAGGUGGACGGUUUGUCACUCCAGGAAGUGAGUCUCUGUGGUGAGCCGGAGAUCAGUGAUGUUAACAGCCAUUCUUUGUCCGAGGAGCAACGAGUUCGUUUGCAAAUAGUGAAGGACAAAUUUCCUUGCUUUACCAAGUAUGGCUUGGGAAAGACUAAAGCUGAGGUCCAUUCAAUCGACACCCGCGAUGCAACCCCGGUGAAAGAUAGGCAUUAUCCCGUUUCCCCGGCUGUGCAGAAACUUAUGUAUGCGGAAUUGGAUAGGAUGAUAGAGCUAGGUGUGAUUGAAGAGAGCGAGAGUCCAUGGAGUCAUCCGGUUACUCUAGUCCGAAGGGGCGAAAAGAACCGUUUGUGCCUGGACGCUCGCAAACUCAAUGCACUGACGGUCAAGGACGCCUAUCCAUUGCCGCAUAUAGAAGGUUUACUCAGUCGGCUGGGGGAUACCUAUUUUAUUUCUAGUGUCGACCUGAAGGAUGCGUUCUGGCAAAUUCCACUGGAUCCUUCAAGUAGAGAGAAAACUGCAUUCACAGUGCCGGGACGACCGCUUUACCAAUUUACCGUCAUGCCCUUUGGUCUGUGCAAUGCAGCCCAAAGGUUAUGCCGUUUAAUGGAUAAAGUGAUCCCUGGCGCACUACGUGAUAGAGUUUUCGUCUACUUGGAUGAUCUUUUGGUUGUUUCGCCAGACUUCGACACUCACAUGGGAUUGCUAGAGCAGGUGGCAGGUUGUUUGGCUAAAGCAGGACUCACAAUAAAUGUAACCAAGUCGAAGUUCUGCUUCAAAGAGCUUAGGUACUUGGGUUACAUUGUUGGAGGUGGCAAACUUAAAACUGAUCCGGCAAAGGUGGAAACAAUAGUGAAGUUUACAUACCCGAAAACAGCAAAGCAAGUGAGGAGUUUCAUGGGUACGGCAGGGUGGUAUCGAAGGUUCAUUGCCGACUUUGCCACCAUUGCGGCUCCCAUCUUUGAAACCCUCAAGAAAGGAAAACGAUUCACUUUCACAGAGGAGGCCAAGGUUGCAUUUGACAAACUGAAACAAGCCCUUCUAAUCUAA